Thyridium curvatum is the source of this 1563-nucleotide messenger RNA. RefSeq lists its product as uncharacterized. Gene Ontology annotation, biological process: transmembrane transport. Gene Ontology annotation, cellular component: membrane. The transcript is spliced from 3 exons. Lineage: Eukaryota; Fungi; Ascomycota; Sordariomycetes; Thyridiales; Thyridiaceae. The record is from RefSeq and is a predicted model, not a curated record. The coding region runs from base 1 to 1563 and encodes 520 amino acids. Gene Ontology annotation, molecular function: transmembrane transporter activity.
AUGGGUUCCCCACCGAGGAUCGACGACGACGUGUCGCGAGCCGAGAAGCUCGGUGAGCCUGAGCCCAUGAAGCCCGAUAUUUACGAGGGAGAGAGCAUCGUGCUCGACGAGGCCGAGGUGUUCCUCAGGGCCAACAACAUCAGCGACGAGACCCUCCGAGACCUGCUGGCCGACGAGGCCAAUGUCCGCAAGGUCGUGCGCAAGGUCGACAUGCGGAUCCUCCCCUUGCUGGCCGUCACCUACGUCCUGCAGUACAUCGACAAGCUUGCUCUCGGCUACGCCGCCGUCUUCGACCUCUUCAGCGACACCAAGAUCAGCCAGAACCAGUACAGCUGGUUCGCCAGCAUGUUCUACCUGGCGUACCUCGUGGCCGAGUACCCCUGGACCGCCCUGGCGCAGCGCACGCGCAUGGCCAAGGUCGUGUCUGCCUGCGUGUUCGCCUGGGGCGCCGUCCUCAUGGCCACCGCCGCCUGCUCGGACUUCAGCGGCCUGGCGGCGUGCCGAUUCUUCCUGGGCGUCUUUGAGGCGCCCAUCACUCCCUGCUUCAUGAUGAUUGUGGGCAUGUGGUAUAUGCGUAGUGAGCAACCGUUCAGAGCGGGAGUUUUCUACAGUUGCAACGGCGUGGGAUCCAUGCUGGGUGGGCUCUUGUCCUACGGUAUGGGGCAGAUCAAGACAUUCCCGGUGUGGAAGUGCAUUUUCCUGCUCUGCGGUGGAAUCACCGUUAUCUGGGGCGCGGUACUGCUCGUCUUCCUCCCCGACGACAUCCUCAAGGCCAAGCACUUCACCGUCCACGAAAAGGCCACCCUCAUCGCCCGUACUCGAGCUGGCCAGACCGGCGUGCUGAACCGCCACAUCAAGUGGUACCAGGUCAAGGAGGCCCUGCUCGACCCGCAAGUAUGGCUUCUGACAUUCUUCGUCCUUCUUAACGAGGUCAUCAACGGUGGCAUGUCCAACUUUGGCAAGUUGAUCAUCAAGGGCCUCGUCAAGGACCCGCUCCAGACCACCGCGCUCGGCAUCCCCCAGGGCGCCUUCCAAGUCGUCUUCAUCCUGAGCGGCACCUACUUCGCCUCCCGCUUCCGCAACGCGCGCACGUGGGUCAUGAUGUUCUACAUGGUGCCGACCAUCAUCGGCACCUCGAUGGUCUGGAAGCUGGACCGCCAGCAGUACAAGGUCGGCGUGCUCAUCGGGUACUACCUCUGCGGCGGCUUCGUGUCCGCGCUCGUCGUCGCCCUGCAGAUGCCCGCGUCCAACCUCGGAGGCUACACGAAGCGCGUCACCGGCACGGCGGUGGUCUUCGCGGCCUACUGCAUCGGCAACAUCAUCGGCCCCCACGCUUUCCUCGGACGGGAGUCCCCGACGUACCCGACUGGCUGCAUCGUGAUCCUGGCCUGCUCGGUCAGCCAGGUCCUCAUCGCUAUUGCCCUCCGUGUGUUGCUAGUCUACAGGAACAAGAAGAGGGACGAAGCCGAGGCGGCCAACCCUUCCCCCGAAGUGAUUGACGGCCAUGAGGCAGUCACGGACCUGACUGAUCUCGAGAAUCCUCGCUUCCGUUACGCGAUUUAG